AGAGAGAGAGAGUGGAGAGAGAGAGAGAGAGAGAGAGAGAGAGAGAGAGAGAGUGUGGAGCUUUUCUUCUUUGCUGAUGCCUUGAAAGGAGGAAUGGGAACAAAGGUACCAAGCAGAUACAAAAGGAGGGGAAAGCGAUGAAGCCUUAUGGGCAUCUCCAUUUCUCAAACCCGAUAUAGCUUCCAUUGGUGGGGUGUGUGUUCUUGAGAGAUUCUAAAAGCUCGUCAUAGAGUGAGACCUUUUCAUCCUCCCCCUCUUGGAAUUAGCAUCGAUUAAGAUCCACUUUACAGCCACCAUGAUGGCAUCUUCGUCCUCCUCCUCCAACCUUAGCGAUCAUCUCGUGCAAGAUGACCUCCCAUGGCCUUCUUCUUCCUCCCUGCCAUUUGCUCCAACUCCUCACAGCGCCGUUAUUGGAGGCAGCCAUCAAUGGAGCCAGCAACCUCCAAUGCUGAACUGUGGUGAUCACCAUCACUCCGAUGAGCUUGAGGUGCUCCUCUCAGCACAAGGCCACAACCACAGCCAUCACGCUGCUUCUCCAUUGGCACCUCACCAGCUCAGCUCGCUGCUAAUGAUGCAAGACCUAGGGUUCCAAUGGAGCAACUGCAGCUUUGCGGACGCCGUCUCCGUGCCCACGAACGGCCAGCAAGAUGGCCACAGCAAGAUCAAGGAGGAGCAGCCAUUCAACCCAAGGUCAUCGUCGUGCGCUGGCGCAGCCAUGGCUUACCAUGACAUCGUCCUCGAUGGCGGCGGCGGCGGCGGCGGCCUCCCCGCCAUGGCCGCCGCCGGUCUGGACGGCGCCGUGCUUCCGAGCGUCAACAUCUCGCGGCCGCCGCAGCAGCUAAUGAAGGCGUGGCCGGCGGCGCCGCCGCCUCUCCCCGGCGACGCGUUCGAGAUACUGGCGUCGUCGAGGCUGUGCAAGACGCUGCUGCUGAGCCAGGCUUCUUCAGUACUGCUCCAUAAUGGCAUGCCUUUGUUGAGAUCAGAGCAUGUGCCCCAUGGCCCUCCUCCUGCCCAUCCCCAAGGACCAUCCGGUGACAACUACAGGCAGCAGAUGGUGGGUGCAGCUUUGGUGAACGAGGCAGCCGGAGGAAACCGCCAUUGGAGCGCGGAGCACGACGCGGCGUGUCAAAAGGCAGCACGCCCGGUGCCGUCGUCGCAGGCGCCAUCGUCGCUGAAGAAGCCUCGAGUCGAGUCGCGCGCCUCCACCAUCGUCCCUUCUUUCAAGGUAAGGAAAGAGAAGCUAGGGGAUCGGAUUGCAGCCCUUCAGCAACUGGUCUCACCGUUUGGCAAGACUGAUACCGCAUCGGUACUCAUGGAGGCCAUUGGUUAUAUCAAAUUUCUUCAAGACCAAGUUGAGACUUUGAGCGGGCCGUACUUGAAAUCCUCCCGAAAUAAGAAACCCAGGACAACACAGCGGGGGCCUUCAGACGCAAAUGGUGGGGAGGAGGAAACAAGGCUUGAUCUGCGCAGCAGGGGGCUCUGCCUGGUGCCCCUCUCGUGCACGUCGUACGUGACCAACGAGAAUGGAGCCUGGGCUCCACCAAACUUUAGGGGAAACUGAUUCAUGUCAACUAGAGACACAACACAGCAGUGUACUCGGAACUGAUCGUAGUCCACGGUUAAUCAGAGUUCUUCAGGCAAAAAAAAAAGAAAACACCA
Setaria italica (foxtail millet) is the source of this 1659-nucleotide messenger RNA. RefSeq names its product transcription factor bHLH110. Gene Ontology annotation, biological process: regulation of transcription by RNA polymerase II. The transcript is spliced from 7 exons. The record is from RefSeq and is a predicted model, not a curated record. Bases 296 to 1561 code for a protein of 421 amino acids. NCBI's taxonomy places the organism in Eukaryota, Viridiplantae, Streptophyta, Magnoliopsida, Poales, Poaceae. Gene Ontology annotation, molecular function: protein dimerization activity; DNA-binding transcription factor activity, RNA polymerase II-specific; RNA polymerase II cis-regulatory region sequence-specific DNA binding. Gene Ontology annotation, cellular component: nucleus.